Molecule: messenger RNA, 699 nt
Organism: Cryptomeria japonica (Japanese cedar)
Lineage: Eukaryota; Viridiplantae; Streptophyta; Pinopsida; Cupressales; Cupressaceae
Product: protein SRC2
Exons: 2
Coding region: 1-699 (232 amino acids)
Biological process (GO): defense response
Source: RefSeq, a predicted model, not a curated record
AUGGCUCAUUGGAAAUUAAAGCAGACGAAUUCAGUGGGACGGAAAGGAAGCUCUAUUUUAAUGGACACAAGGAUUCUGGAGAUAACGGGAAUAUCUGCUGAUGAUCUUGAAAAUGUAAGAAGGUUGGGGAGAAGGAUGCGCACUUACGCCCUUGUGUGCGCCGAUAAUGAUUUCUCGCACCCUGCAUUCACACAUGUUGACGCACAAGGAGGCUGCGAUCCUGUCUGGAACGACAAGUUACAGCUGAGCCUCAGCAAAGGAUCGCCCAUUGCUCUCAACAUACAAAUCUUUUGCAAGACGAAGUAUGGGAAGAGAAGCGUGGGAUGGAGUAGAGUGCCCCUCUCUGAAAUCUUGAAUGGAUUCGGACCUCCUCAUGGCUUGCAUUGCCUCAGCUAUCGUUUGAAGACGGGCAAAGGGAGGCCUCAUGGUACCAUCCAUUUCUCUCUUCGGUUCUUACAGCACGUUAAUCCCCCUCAAUUCUUCAUCAAUUCUCCAAUUUCCACCAGACUUCCACAGCAUGGGAGUUAUGAAAAUGCUUCUCGUAUUGAGCAGCAAAACACACCAGGGAGCACGAGUUUAAGUGGCGUGUCGAUGGGCUAUCCUUCCUCUACUCCAUUUGCCAACGCCAACAACUUAUAUCCUAUUCCACUCUCUGUUUAUCCACCGCCGCACCACAAACAGAUCUAUGCCACAAAUUAG